UGCUUCAAAUCAAUUGACGCGGGAGGAAGAGGCGGAACUAUAUUGCUGUUGUGAUUUGUGAGCUUGCCGGGGAAGGAAGCAGGGGCCAUGGGCGAAAACCUAAUCACCGGUGCAUUGGAUAUCGACACCUUCGACGUAGAAAGUGUUCGGAGUCGCUUGAAGGAGCUCUCCGCGACACUCGACGAUGCUCUCAGUUCCUCAGGGGAUUCUAUUCUGGAGCCAAAUAGGUUAUUGGAGGACUUCGGCCGCAAACUGCUGGUACUCAGCGAAGACCAUGAUGUCGAGGCUUUAGGGCCGGCUGAUUUAGAAGCUUACAUCGAGCAGUUAAAGAAGGAUUUAAAAUCAACCGAGGAGGAAAACGUGAAGAUUUAUGGAGAAAUUGAUACACUUCAAGCCAAAGUUUUAUCAGAUUCAACUAACUUGGGUGGUGAUAUUGACGCGUUGUCAACCUUACUGGACUUUGUUGACUCAAAGGGGUUGUUGUCUCCCCAAGGCAGAGUGCAGACUGAAUCGCCUAUCUCAGGACAUGUUCUCGGAAGACAAAGACGAGCUUCUGAGGAUUAUGAAUUCAAGGUUUUGGAGCUUAGUCAGCAGAUUGAAGCAAGUAGAAGCACAUUAAGUACUUUAGAGGGCCUUCAUAAUGUUCUUAAAAGGUUAGAAACGAUUUGUUCGCUUGAAGAUCUCUUUUGUGGCGUGAAGUGUAUUCAGUUUGAAGACAACUGCAUUAGACUUUGUCUGAGGACGCCUAUCCUUUCUAUUGAUUCCUCAAGGCUCAAAAAGAGUCUUGGCUGUUCCUCACAGCCAACAGGCUGGGAUCAUGAGUUGCUAAUUGAAGUGUCAGACAAAAUGGAAAUCAAGAAUAUUAAGAUAGUCCCUGAUGAUGUACAUCUUGAUGGAAUUAUUAAUGCUGUGAAGUCCUCAAGGUUUUUGCCAAAUAAUGCGAUGGAGAAUACCUUGGGUUGGUUAGUCAGGCAAAUUCAGCAGCGCAUUGGCCUCUGUAAUCUAAGGCGUUUAUUAGUUAAAAAUGCAAACAAACCCAGACGUUUCAUUGUAUACUCUGACACAGAUGAGACAAUUACAAGUCAUUUAGAAGGUGGCCUUGUAGCUUCUGUAAAAUUAUGUCAAGGGUGGCCGCUGUUAAGUAAUCCUCUAGUACUUUGGUCUCUAAAACAUUCUGACAGCCAUUCCAGAAGCUUUCCUUGGAGUUUACUAUGCGAGAUCCAGGAGCAAGCAAACUCUUUGGACAUCCAUACACGCCAUGAACUUACAUCUUUUUUAGAUGCUAUUGAAAUAUUAGUGAUGGAGAUGCAAGCAAAAUAUGCAAACAGCAAUGCGUCCUUCUAAGUCUCUAUUCGGCUGUGAGACAUUCAGGAGAUUCGUAGAGUUGCCCAGCAAGAUCUAAUAGGAGGAUUUCCUGGGUGAAAUGGUCAGUUCUCUAUCAACUCAAAUGAGAUCUCUAAGAAUCUUAUAUUUGGCUUGGUUUUGACUUAUGAAAAUAGUUCAGUCGAAUUGCUGCUAUGAACUUUGCUCUUGUUUAACAAACAAUUCAUGAUGGAAAUUCUAUUUAUUUAUUUAAUUUUUAUUUUUGAAA
This is a messenger RNA of Phalaenopsis equestris, 1591 nucleotides long. RefSeq lists its product as uncharacterized. Bases 88 to 1344 code for a protein of 418 amino acids. Lineage: Eukaryota; Viridiplantae; Streptophyta; Magnoliopsida; Asparagales; Orchidaceae. The record is from RefSeq and is a predicted model, not a curated record. The transcript has 13 exons.